Molecule: messenger RNA, 6690 nt
Organism: Syngnathus typhle (broad-nosed pipefish)
Lineage: Eukaryota; Metazoa; Chordata; Actinopteri; Syngnathiformes; Syngnathidae
Gene: pcdh17
Product: protocadherin 17
Exons: 5
Coding region: 877-4296 (1139 amino acids)
Biological process (GO): homophilic cell-cell adhesion
Cellular component (GO): plasma membrane
Molecular function (GO): calcium ion binding
Source: RefSeq, a predicted model, not a curated record
CGCAGCGCGUUCGUGCGCGGAGUUCAUUCUAUGCUCGGGGAGCGCGCUCUCGUCUUCGGGACCCGUCCAAACGGUGCACAACACACUUUGCACAACCCGACAACUCGCCGGCUCUAUUGGAACGGCACAUUGUGUUGAUCCAGGAUGCGGACGAACUGUUGCCUCUGCGCUCCUCCGCACUUUGGAUGAGGACGCCGGACAAGGACACCACGUCGCUGCUGCUGCUGCUGCUGCGGAGGCUGAUGCCUACUGACCGGUCGCCCUUUUCACUUUGGAUUCUUACCCUUGCACGUAUCUGGACGUCCAUCCUUUUUUGAACAAAGGUGACUCACUGUUCGCUGAAGGCGAGCCUCCGCAUCCUAAUCACACAGCAGGGAGGACUUCAUCCCAUUGACAUCAUAGACUUUUUGGAAGCCUUUUUAAUUCAUGUAUUUAUUGACAUUGCGGUGCACUGUAGGCUCCAACAAAAAGGGAUUCACACUUCAAACUCUCCCAAACCCAUUUAGAAACUGACUUUGGAUCUUUACAUUUUUUCCUUCCUGCUUUGGGGAGUAUUACAUCAAUUCGCAUUGGUGGUAUCAGUUUUUGGUUCACAAUGAGCAUUCAAUUUGGAGAGUGCAUCAUGAUUAUUGCUCAGAUGAGUCCGAGCGCUGCGCGGAAUUUGAAUUAGGCGUUCAGCACCACAGAUUGCUGGGAGAGGCAGAGGAGGAGUGCAACAGAUCAAACACAUUCUACUGAGACAAAUGUCAAGACUCCACACGAUGAACAGGACUCUUCAUUUGAUCCGAAGAAUUCAUAACCAGAUUUAACAAAAUAUCAACAGGUCAAAGGCAUAAGAGAGACACUGCAGCUUUUUGCCACGACUACAGAGCGGGGAUGUAUCUUUCCAUUUUCUUUUUCCUCCUCUUAUGGGCUCGAGCCCUGACAUUGAAAAACUUGAAUUACUCCGUCCCAGAGGAACAAGGUCCGGGAACAGUGAUUGGAAAUAUUGCCAAAGAUGCCAGACUUGGACUGGAACAGAUUGGGCAGGGCGGGCAGGGAAAGAAAGCCAACUUCAGGGUGUUGGAGAAUUCGGCACCGCAUCUCAUCGAUGUUGACCCUCAGAGUGGACUACUCUAUACGAAGCAACGCAUUGACAGAGAAACAUUGUGUAAGAGGAACCCCAAGUGCCAGCUCUCCAUGGAGGUGUUUGCCAAUGACAAGGAGAUCUGCAUGAUUAAAAUAGACAUCCAAGAUAUUAAUGACAACUCGCCCGCUUUCCCUUCGGAUCAGAUAGACAUUGACAUUUCUGAAAAUGCAGUUCCAGGUACGCGCUUUCCUUUGACCAGUGCACAUGAUCCAGAUGCUGGGGAAAACGGUCUGAAAACCUAUCAGAUAACACGUGACGACUACAAUCUCUUUUCCUUGGAGGUAAAAUCCCGUGGGGAUGGAACCAAGUUCCCAGAAUUGGUUAUUCAAAGACCACUGGACCGGGAAGAAAGAAACCAUCACACUCUCAUAUUGUCAGCCACCGACGGUGGGGAAUAUCCCAGGUCGGGUACCAUGCAGAUAAAUGUUAAAGUUAUUGAUUCAAAUGACAACAGCCCCGUGUUUGACCAGCCCUCCUACGUUGUGGAAAUUCCCGAAAAUUCCCCUCCUGGUAAAGUCCUGAUCGAUUUAAACGCCACGGAUCCCGAUGAGGGCAACAAUGGACAAGUCGUCUAUUCUUUUAGUGGCUAUGCCCCAGAGAGAAUCCGAGAGCUGUUCUCAAUAGAUUCCAGAACAGGGGUCAUAAAGAUUCAGGGUGAAAUAGACUACGAGGAGAGCCCAGUUAUUGAGAUUGACGUCCAGGCAAAGGACCUCGGACCCAAUCCGAUCCCUGGCCAUUGUAAAGUCACGGUUAAAGUGUUAGACAGGAAUGAUAACUGGCCCUCCAUCGGCUUUGUCUCCGUAAGACAGGGAGCCAUCAGUGAAGCAGCACCUCCAGGUACUGUCAUUGCGCUGGUUCGCGUCACAGAUAAGGACUCUGGCCGGAAUGGGCAGCUUCAAUGCAGAGUUCUGGGAAACGUCCCUUUUAAACUGGAGGAGAACUAUGAUAACUUUUACACUGUGGUGACAGACCGGCCGUUGGACAGAGAGACCCAAGAUGAAUAUAAUGUUACCAUUGUGGCCAAAGACAAUGGGAUCCCCCCCUUAAACUCUACCAAGUCAUUCACUGUAAAGAUUCUGGAUGAGAAUGACAACGUGCCCCGCUUCACCAAGGCAGUUUACCUCCUCCAGAUACCAGAGAACAACAUUCCGGGGGAGUUCUUGGGUUCGGUUCUCGCUCAUGAUCCAGAUCUAGGCCAGAACGGCACAGUGUACUACAGCAUUAUGAACUCCAACGUGAGUGGAGGCGAUGUCAACACGUAUGUAAAUGUGAACGCUGCCAACGGAGCCAUAUAUGCAGUGAGGUCGUUCAACUAUGAGCAAAUUAAAUAUUUCGAUUUCAAGGUUCUUGCCCGUGACGCUGGAUCGCCCCACCUGGAAAGCAACACGACCGUGCGCAUCAGUGUUCUGGAUGUCAAUGACAACAUACCGGUCAUCGUUUUACCCCUUCUCCAAAAUGAUACGGCCGAAAUCCACGUACCACGGAAUGUCGGCGUCGGCUACAUUGUCACCACGGUUAGAGCGGUGGACAAUGACUACGGUGAGAGCGGGAGGCUCACUUAUGAGAUUUCAGACGGAAACGAAGAGCAUCUUUUUGACAUCGAUCCGGUGACCGGCGAAGUGCGAACGGCCCACCCUUUCUGGGACAAUGUCAGUCCCGUCGUCGAGCUGAUUAUCCGCGUAUCGGACCACGGCAAGCCAACCCUUACCACUGCCGCCCGGCUUCUCAUCAAGGCCUCCAACGGACAGCCAGCCGACGGACUGCUGCAUGUCGACGACAAUCAGAACUGGGACAUGUCGUUGCCUCUCAUUGUAACUCUCAGCAUCAUAUCAAUCAUGCUUCUGGCCGCCAUGGUCACCAUAGCGGUCAAGUGCAAGAGGGAAAACAAGGAGAUACGAACCUAUAACUGUCGCAUUGCAGAAUAUUCCCAUCCACAGCUGGGGAAAGGCAAGAAAAAGAAGAUUAACAAGAACGACAUCAUGCUGGUGCAAAGCGAGGUGGAGGAGCGGGAUGCCAUGAAUGUGAUGAAUGUGGUAAGCAGUCCUUCCUUGGCCACCUCUCCCAUGUACUUUGACUAUCAGACACGCCUGCCACUCAGCUCACCAAGAUCAGAGGUCAUGUACCUUAAGCCCACUUCCAAUAACCUCAGCGUGCCCCAAGGCCACGUGGGAUGCCACACCAGCUUCACAAGCCCAGUCACCAGCACUACAGACACACCUACUAACCGCAUGUCCAUCAUACAGACGGACAGCUUCCCCACGGAGCCUAAUUACAUGGGAAGCAGACAACAAUUUGUUCAAAGUAGUUCCACAUUCAAAGACCCGGAGCGAGCCAGUCUCAGAGACAGCGGCCAUGGUGACAGCGACCAAGCUGACAGCGACCAAGACACCAACAAAGGCUCCUGCUGUGAUAUGUCUGCAAAAGAAGCGCUUAAAUUGAAGGCUACAGGUGUUCGACCGCCUCCGUUGGAACAAGAUGAGGACUGUUUGAAUUGCACCGAGGAAUGCCGAGUGCUGGGCCAUUCUGACCGCUGCUGGAUGCCACAGUUCCCCGCCGGUGGAAACCAGGCUGAGGGUGUCGAUUACCGCAGCAACGUAUUUGUGCCAGCGGGGAUGGAGAGCGCGCCAGAGACGGAGACCUAUGAAACCGUCAACUCCAACGGCAAAAAAACCUUCUGUACAUUUGGCAAGGAGCGCCGCGACCACACCAUCCUCAUCGCAAACGUCAAGCCCUACUUGAAGGCAAAACGGGCCCUCAGCCCGUUGCUCCAGGAGGUGCCCUCGGCAUCAAGCAGCCCAGUCAAGGGCUGCUCCAACCCAUGCUCCUCCGUUAAGAGUCCGGCAGACGGGGCUGAAGGCAAACCUCCUCUGGCCACCUGCUCCGGCUAUUACGGACCUCCCGACGGCCAGUACCUGUCACCCACCAAACAAAACAGGGAGCAAGGGGGUUACCCGCCAUUGCCUCCUUCAGACCCGGUGGCCAAGGUGCUCGCCGAGGCCCGGUCCAGAAUCAGUCAAGAGAGCAGAGGAGAAAUGGCGCGCGUGGUGGAGCAGGUGGAACCAGAAGUGAGCCGUGAUGGAAUGGAUGCCGACCAGGUGGUGAGAGACAUUGACAAGCUUUUGCAAGACUGCAGAGGGAGCGAGGCCGCCGGCACAUUGAGGAAGUGAAAGGAAAGGACCUUGAGUGUGGAAUAAGAGUCGAUUCCAAAAACUCACAUGCCAAAACUGUCACCAAAAGUAAUACAAACAUUCAAUUUCAAACGAGCUUUUGUCACGGUUUGCAAAAGUACCAACGCUGAAGUGACGAUGAGAACAUUCCUUAUGAGUCCUUUGGCAGCAGUUCAAAUGUGAAAAUCCCUGCCAAGAAUUAAAAAAAAAUUUAAAAAUACCCGGGGGCGUGUGGGAUGCUCCCGGUGUUUUGGAUUUUCAAGAAAACAGCAGCGGAUUGAGCCUCUGGCACCUCGCGGGAUAUUAUCUAAGUGCCCACCAGCUCAUGAGUUUGUUUUUCUGAGUCUCUCGUGAAAGCCCACAUCCGUUUGUGCAGGGUGAAUUUAUUUUUGGUGUGACGGGAAAAGAAAAGACUCGCCAAGGUCAGACAUGACAAUCGAUGUGAUGACAACAAAUGGAUUCUAUCGGGACAGUAUCUGGCCUAAAUGCACCAAAUAAUCUUCCGUUUUGGUGACUUUAAUGUGGGUGUUUACCUUGAUGGAUUAUGUGUGUGAACGUGAAGGGAUUGGUAAUCAGGGCUUUGAUAGAAGGAUUGGGAUCUUUUUUUGAAGUGGUCAGGAUUAGAGGGCACUAAUGCUCCACUGAGCGAGAAUUUUCGAAGGAGCCAUGUUUUGUAGCCACGUGUAAGCUGUGUCUGUCUCACGCUUCUAUUCAAACAUUCAUGAUGAUCGUCGCACGCAGGCACGCACGCACGCACCACUUCUACAAGCACCACAUACACGACACAACUGGCCCACCUGUGUAAUUGUCGUAUACAUCAUCAGCUUUCGGUCCCUUGUGUACAGUGAAUUUCCGUGUGUGUGGCAACGCCUUAAGGCAAUCACAGGUUGUAUUAAAAAGGAACAUUUUCCCUCAACUGUGAAAAAAAAGAUCUAUAUGAUUAUAUAGAUGCCUAUAUGUAAGAUUCCAUGUAUAAUGUCCUAAUAAUAAUGAAAUAUUUAUACAUUUUUUUUUAUAUUUAAGGAAAAUAACAAAAUCUCAGCAAAAAGUGUCCUUGAGUUAAGGCCAAGAGUGGCGGAAGAACUCAACUACUGAAGGACAUUGCUUUUCUUUUCAUGGCGAAUAUUGGAAAAUAAUGAAGAAAAUGUCCCUUCACACCAUCACUAUACAUACUAUCCAUUUUAUGUGUAAAUGUAUUCAUGUUAGAUGUGUCAAGAUAAAAAAAAAAAGACAUUUUUAUUCAUUUUAUUCCGACUUCUGUGCAUUUGAGCCAAAUUGUUACGUGUACAAAAGCUAUAUUGUGUAUUUUAUUAAAUUAAUAUAUAGUUGUGUUGCAAUAUAAAUGGGCUUAUAUUGUAUUUGGCAAAAGUUGCCUUAGUAGCUGUCGAACUCUGUGAGUUUGCUUUAGUUUGGGAUUUUGUUUAAUUUUCCUCCCUUUUUUCUGUAUUUCUGCCGAGAGGCUUCAGUGCUUUUGGGAUGUUUUCACUGAGAUUCAACUCACAAAAUAACUGUGGGACGCUAAAUGAGCCAGCCAGAUGAUUACAACACAACUCCAAAAAACACUGACAACAAUACCAUUUUAAAAAAAAAAGACCACAAAAUAACUAUUGGGGUAUUUUCACAGAGUCGUUUUUUUUAACCGGGCAGCUAUUUUCUUUAACAGGAGCUUGUACGCAUAUUUUCGUGUUCAUGUUUGUGUUUCCCAAAAAAAGAGAAACCUGCCAUAUGGAAAAUGGAGUGAUUUUCUUCGUGAUCUUCAAACUGCCUUACUGUCUCAGCAGAGAGCUUCCAUGAUCUUUGGAGCUUAUGACUGCUAACGAGACCCCCGGUCCACCAGAAUGUGCAUUUUCUAUAAAGGGCCCAAAGGAGGUCCCCCUUCAGCACUCCCUGUUAUUUAUCUAUGUACUCCUUCUCAACACGGGCUAGAAUACUCCUAGAAAGUGGACAUCUGAAAUUCUAUCGAACUUGGGUGUCUUAGUUAUUUAGGUACACCGUACAGUAGUGGAAUCACACUGAGGCUUUCUUAAAAUAUUGACAGACAUUUAUUUUUUCAAAUCUUGGCAAAUUUUGGCCACGCUGUGAAAUAAUUACGAGAGGUGCUUUUUCUAAUCAUUGACGGUUAAAUGGGUUUUCACCACGAAUCCACGUAGGAUGAUUCAUCCAUGAGAGGGAACGGCGACUUCCUGUCCUGUAUAUUAUUAUUUUUGCUCCCGAUGGGUUCUAUUGGGGAAUUUUGACAGCAAGAAUAAUACAUUCCAUCCUCCAUGACCAACCGAGUAUAUUUCUGUUUAAUGAAGUUUCUGGUGUCACUCUACCUUUCCUCACAUUGCGUAUUUCUCUUAUUCCCCCAUCCUGUGUUUUCUCACCAAUAAAUAAGAAUUGCAUUUGAAAGAC